Messenger RNA from Octopus sinensis (East Asian common octopus), 2925 nucleotides. RefSeq lists its product as uncharacterized. Gene Ontology annotation, molecular function: chitin synthase activity. The record is from RefSeq and is a predicted model, not a curated record. The annotation marks the transcript as partial. The transcript has 9 exons. Gene Ontology annotation, cellular component: cell periphery; cell septum. NCBI's taxonomy places the organism in Eukaryota, Metazoa, Mollusca, Cephalopoda, Octopoda, Octopodidae.
AUGCAAGGUUUCGGUAAUAUAAACUCAACAAAAACCAUCAGAUAUGGACUCUUGAUUCACCUCUUUGCUGGUUUAUUAUCUCAUGCAUCCACUUACAUAUCAACACGAAUAUGCCUUACACGUAGUGGUAUUUACCUACCAACAAUAUUUGUCACUCCGAUCAUAAUCUUGAUCAUCAUUGUUGACAAUUUCUAUGGAGUUUUUCAUAUCGUAAAGUUGUCUGCCCUGUCAGGAUUAACUAUUGCUUCGUGGUUUUGUUUAGGAAUUGCAAUUUUACUUUGGUUGUUACCAUUUCUAAUGCUGGGCAUGAACCAUACACCUGUACCAAAUUCCAUACUGAAACCUUCGGAAUCGAACUUCUUAAGUUUUACUUACAACAAUAUCUUCCUCGAACAUCAUUUGCAUUUGAAUUACAAUCCGGAAGGAAUUCAUACCACACAUGGUAAGAUGAGUAAAAUGUUGACCGGGGUAUCCAAAGUGAGCAAAGUUUUUAUAUGUACAACCAUGUAUAGAGAAGCAGAAUUCGAAAUGAAGCGACUCCUGAAAAGUAUAGAAGGAUUAUCCUUGUCGAAAAAACUGUCUCAUGUCUAUAUAGAGUCCCACGUGAUUCUUGAUAAUGGUUGUAACGGAAAGGAUCUUGGAGAGUUUGCUCUGCAGCUUCUGUCGUUACUUCAAAACGAACUGAACAUUGCUCGUACAGAAGUGUAUGCAAAUCGAAUGCCUUACGGAUUGCAGCUGCAAUGGAUCUUAAAUGGUGGCGUUCCGUUUUUUCUGCACCUGAAAGACUCUCAAAAGGUGAAACCGAAAAAGCGAUGGAGUCAGGUAUUAUAUAUGAACUACAUAAUGAGUUUCCGGGUGAAAAAGGCUUACAAUUGGAUUGAGAAAAGACUGAAACGCAGCGAAAUGGAAUCGACGCCAUUCAACGCCCGGUAUUGUGUCGCUGAAAGGAAAUUCUAUGGUGUAGAUUCAUUGAGCAAGCAAAUGAAAAAACCUACAGUAAGAUCUUUACUCGUACGUUCGUUACUGAAUCAAUAUAGUGAUUCUUCGGCAGCUUCCAGCGAAGAUGAUUCAUCAGACUGGUCGGAUGAUUCAGAACUGGGUGGCAGCAUAAAGUCAUCCUCUAGCGUUCUAUUCCAACCAAAUCGCUUGAGUGUCCUCAAGAUGAACGGUAGAUUAUCAGCGAGCAACCAUUCGUCGGUGAACUCUACAUACUUGCGUGGGCUUGAAGAUUCUGUCACUCUGAGUACAAUAAUUGAUAUGGGUCGCAAUGAUGCCAGUAUUCGUAUUAAUCCAAAAAUAGAAGAAAAACCUAUUAACACAAUCAGUGGAAAUUCAAUUAAGGAUACCAAAGUAAACAUCAAGUCACCGUUCCUUCCGAGCCUUGAAGAAUUCGACAGCCGGACCUAUAUUCUAGCAACGGAUUCUGACAUGGAGUUCAAUGAUGACGCUGUGAUUGAUUUACUGAACACUUGUAAUGGUGAUCUUCGCCUCGGUGGUGCUUGUGGCCGGACACAUCCCAUCGGCGAGAAGAAUCACCCAAUUGUAUGGGUCCAAAUGUUUGAAUAUAUCAAAGAUUUCUGGAUGACAAAGACUGCUCAGAAUAUUAUUGGGUCGGUGAUGUGUUGCCCAGGAUGUUUCAGUCUGUAUAGAAUCACUGCGCUCUAUAAUUUAUUGGACGAUUAUUCUCAAGAAAGUAUGGAACCGAUGGAUGUACUUAUCAAAGACACAGGCGAGGAUCGAUGGAUGUGUACUCUUAUGAUGAUUAGAGGCUGGAAAUUAAAAUUUUGUACGUUCGCCUCGAACACGACUUACUGUCCAUAUAAAUUGGGGGAGUUCUUGAAACAACGACGACGCUGGAUGUUAUCGGAUUUGGCCAAUACAUUCCUAGUAGUAAAGCAUCUUCCUCGACUGGUGAGAUACAAUGCCCGCUUUACGGCCAUGUACAUCGUGUACAUUAUUCAGAUGUUCUUUACGGUUAUGGUUUCUCCAGGUUCCACCCUAAUAAUAAUUGUUGCUGGAUUUGACGUGCUGUUCGGAAUAACUUUUAUGGUGCCUUCAAUCUUAGUUUGUGCUACAGUUUUAGCGUAUAUGUUGGUCUGUCUGUUUGCUCCGUCGAAAACCCAAACCAAUGUCACCAUUUUCUUAACAUUCAUAUUUGGCGCUGCUCUUUCAUUGUGGUAUAAUGAUCCUGAAAUGAGACAGGUACAGUCCCUGGUACGAUUAGAAUUACCAAAUAGAGGAUUGAUUAAUCAAGUUGAAGAGGACGGUUAUAAAUACCUUGGUAUUCUAGAGCUCGACAAAAUCAUGGAGAAAGCACAACUGAGAAAAGCCCAGUGUUGCUUGCCUCUUUUAGGAACACGUUCCUUUCUGGGUGAGACUGGCCACUCUGUCUGUCACAUUGCCCCAGUUCUCGUUCACUUAGAGAUCCGGACCGAACCAGACCUCGAGCAACUUGACAGAUCCAUUCGUACAGCGCUCCACAACGCUCUCCAGGUGCCGAGCUGCAGGCCCACUGACUUCUCCUGGUUAAUCAUUGCUCCGGUCACCGCUUCGUAUCGUCUUAUGGUAGUGCUGACCAUCUCGAUUUCCGAGGUUUCCGACACUAGCACAGUGAUGUCGUCCACAUUCGUCGACACGAACCUUCCGCAUCCCAGGUCACGCGCGAUGCACCCCGAAAUCUCCAGCUUCCGCAGAAAUGACUUGAAUGCCAGAUUCCUGUCUUUUGCAGACCCAGAAACUGGAGAUCAUUACUUGAUAUUGUUUAUCGUCUUCAGUGUUUUCUAUGCCGCCAUUUUACAUCUUCACGAAAGUUGGAACAUAUUUCUUGGUCUUUUCUACAUGUUCAUGAUUCCAGCCAUGAACGUUUUGCUUCCGGUUUACGCCUUGGUCAACAUUGUUGACCAAAGCUGGGGGACAAGGGAUGGC